Messenger RNA from Volvox carteri f. nagariensis, 1359 nucleotides. RefSeq lists its product as uncharacterized. Lineage: Eukaryota; Viridiplantae; Chlorophyta; Chlorophyceae; Chlamydomonadales; Volvocaceae. Bases 1 to 1359 code for a protein of 452 amino acids. The transcript is spliced from 4 exons. Gene Ontology annotation, molecular function: protein binding. The record is from RefSeq and is a predicted model, not a curated record.
AUGGCAUCACGCUUUCUCCUGGCGCGUUAUGGCCCCUUGACAGCAGUCCGGCAUCUCUACAGUCUGAGUCAUCAUAGCCAGUUAUCGCAUAGAGCGAGCGCCCAGGAGCAAGAUGAAAUAAUAUCUGAAAUAUUGCGGGAGCUUUGUGAGGCAGGGGCGGAGCUCGCGCUCCAUGAUGCGUUGCUGCUGAUGCAAGCAGCCCGUGCUGGACACAUAAGCGUGGUUUCCGAGCUGAUUCGGGUAGCAAAGCCCAGCACGUUUGCUCUCUCACGUGCACUCACUGCUGCCUCCGAAACCGGCCGCCGCGAAGUCGUACGGGCCCUCCUCGCGGCUGGCGCGCCGGCGGCGGCAUACCAGAGCGCCGCGCUGUCAGCCGCGGUGGCCCACGGCGACCCCGAAGUGGUCUACGUGCUCUGUGCCACCGGCGCUGACCCGGCGGCCGACCAUAGCCGCGCUCUGCGGCGUGCCGUACAGCUCGGCCACAUUGAAGCAGCUAGGACACUGCUCCAGUACGGCGCUGAUGUACGAGUCAUGUGCAGUGCCGUGCUCCUUCACGCCUGCCAGCUUCCCGUCUUCGUCAGUACGGCAGCCAGGGCCGCCACGGAGCCGCGGGUGCCGGGGUGUGGCGGCGGCGCCCUGCUGUACCCCUCCGCUGCCGCCGCCGCAGCCGCCAGCCCCUGCUGUGCUGGCGGCUCCGACGGCGACUCCGACAGCCAAAAGACGUGCAACGAUGUCGAGAGGCAGUCGUUAGAGCUCGUGCAGCUGCUGCUCCGUGCGGGCGCGGAUGUCCGGUGGCACGGUCGGCCUGCCUUGGAGGCGGCGGCGUCCAGGGGCUACAGAACCCUGGUCGGGGUGCUGCUGGCGGCGGGGGCUGAUCCGGCGGCGUGCAACAGCUCAGCGUUGGUGGCGGCGAGCAUUCAGGGCCAUGUGGACGUCGUUGACAUGUUGCUCGAAUCUGGAGCUGACCCGUGGGACGUUACCGACUUUGCAAUACGCACUGCCAGCGAGCGCGGCCACGCGUCCGUGCUGCGCACCCUUCGCCUGGCGCAGCUGGCCACCACCAGCAGCAGCGUCCCCACCGGCGAGGACUUUAGUGGGCUCCAGGGCUCCAGUGGCGGCGGACUCGGCGACGGCAGCCACACGCCGCCUACGUUGGUGGCGCCCGCGUGUAGAUGGUCGGUGUCGCCGCCGUUCGCCUCGGCGGCCGGCGGCCGCUGGUCGGCCUGUUUGCCUGUUGUCGCCACGCCCUCCACGGGUGCGGCGGGGGCUGUGCUGGGUACGACGGAGGGGGAGACCCUGGGCGCCGUCUUGCGUCGUACAUGUAUGUAUGAGAGCCCGCCGUGCGGGUUUGACAGAUAG